AUGGCAUCAUCAUAUGAUGGAAAUUGUUCAUCUUAUUGGUCGUAUUCACCAUAUCCUUAUAGUAAUAGUUAUGAUACAUCUUCAUCAAAUUCAUCAUAUUUUGAAUCACCUAUGUCAUCAUCAUCAUCAUCAUCUCCACAUAUGAUUAUGUGUCCAGUGUAUGAUCAACAACAACCUGGUUAUUAUUAUUAUUCUGAUGGUACUUUUCCUUAUCACCAGUUAUCACCACCGAUCGUACCAUCAUCUCAAAUUGGUUAUGUUCCAUCAUUAUCACCUCCACUUCCUCGUUCAACAACAAAUCUUCCUAAUCGAUUACAAUAUACCAUUCGUCAACGUUGGUUACUUAAUGAAAUAUUCGAACAUGUUCCUUAUCCUAAUAGUAUUCAAAAGAAUGUUAUUGCCGAUCGAAUAGGAGCUACACGUGAACAAAUUCGUAUUUGGUUUCAAAAUCGUCGACGAAUAUCAGUACAAAGUCAUCGUUCAUCUUCUCGUCGUAUUAAUCCAUUACCAAUCGAUAAUAAUCAUUUAAUUCAAUUGGAACUUGAAGAAAUUUUAGCUGAUCUUGAAUUACAUAAAAAUGCUCCACAACGAAUGCCUAUUGGACAAAGUAUAUCAUCUCGACGUGUUCGUGUAAUGAAAAAAUAA
Rotaria sordida is the source of this 645-nucleotide messenger RNA. The record is from the annotation of a GenBank genome assembly. NCBI's taxonomy places the organism in Eukaryota, Metazoa, Rotifera, Eurotatoria, Philodinida, Philodinidae.